CACAAGUAAGCUGUGAAUGAACGCCCAAGACAUACUUCACGUUCACUCGUGUUGCGAACGUUCACCUGUUUAUAUUGUAUCAAAAUGCGUUUCUCUCCUAUAAUUUCAUAUCGACAUAUUAUAAUUGCUCCGAUACAAGUACUGCUGGUAUUCUUUUUGAUUACAUCGAACUUUAAUGAUGUAUCCGGAACAUCAGCGUAUUAUGGAAAGUAUUUAGGUCCUUUGAAAUCUUAUCAUCAUGGGUUAGGCGGAGAUGUUUAUGCUGUAGAUGCUCGGACAUUACAUAUAAGAAAUUUUGUAUACGACGGAGACGGACCAGCUGCCUAUUUUUAUGGAUCAAACGGAAAACAACCAGGUAUCAAUGGUCUCAAAAUUCGAGACGAAAGUGGAUCAACAAAUCCAUUAAAAAAGUAUAGUGGCGACCAUUUGACAAUUACUCUACCCGAAGGUUUGACACUACACGAUAUCAAGUGGUUUUAUGUAUGGUGUGAAGACUUUGCUGUAAAUUUUGGAGAUGUAAAAAUUCCUCACCAUUUAGACUAUCCUAAGCCACAGAAAAUCGAUAGUUUAUUAGGUAUACAUGGUGUUUUGUCAGAUGACAUAGUUGUUGUUGAUGCUCAAACAUUAUUAAUCCCUGGAUUUUCCUAUGACGGAGAAGCACCUGAUGCCAAGUUCUGGGUAGGAGUUGGCGAAAAACCAACUCCACAAGGUAUAAAAGUUGCAGAUGAGAAUGGAAAAGAAGCUCCAUUACGUCGUUAUAAUCGUAAAACAAUUGUACUGACAUUGCCUGGUGACUUAACUAUUUUUGACAUUGGCCAUUUCGGGGUAUGGUGUGAAGCUUUUACAGUUGAUUUUGGGCAUGUUACCAUACCACCCAGUUUAAACAUACCACCAUCGCUUAAAAUGCUUGGCGUACUUCCUCAGUCAAAACUCAAUUGUGAAGUACUUCAUGAGCCAUUAGGUUACGAAGUUCGAUGGGCGAUUGCUGGCGACAGUAUAGUAAUUCAAUUAGUAGCAAAAUUAGAAGCUAAUCAAUACAUGUCAUUUGGUUUGUCUGGGUCAUAUAUAUCAAACCGAAUGAUUGGAGGUGACGUUGUCGUAGCCGGUGUUGAUCAAGACACCACCAAUGGUUUUGCCCAAGACUAUUAUUUAUUAGAUAAGUCACAGUGUGUAGUUCAACAAGAUAGCGGUCAAGUCAGUGGUAGUUGUCCAGAUACCAACAUUCAAGGUCCAGCUGGCGAAAGUGUCAGAUUAUUAAACGCUGCUGUAGUCAAUGGAUACUCUAUAGUAACUUAUCAGAGACCGUUGAAAUCCAGGGAUAAUCUUGACUUAUCCAUAUCGAUCAACAGCAGUCAACCGAUUAUUUGGGCUAUUGGACCACUCAAUGACAAACACGAAGUUUCAUAUCAUCAAGAAUACUCAAAAGAAACAAUAAAAAUUAAUUUUGGCCGUUUACCUCAAUGGAACUGUCCGAUACCAGACGUAGACUCUAAUCCUGUAGCAGUGGCAACUAUUGAUGUAACAUCAGAAACUAUACCAGUAAUUACAAAAAAUCAAACAUUAAUACCAGAGAUUACUCCGAAAAAGAAAAUUAGACCACGACCCAUACCUAAUCCAGCACAUGUUCAGAAUAUUGCUAUUCCCUGGGAAAUACCACCCAUUCAAUGUUUUGAACCAGAUGAUGGUGUUUUUUACGCACAAAUGGGCCCUACGGGUGGAAAACAUGGUUACUCCGCUAUUACAGGUCAUGUUGGCUGGGGUAUAUCAUGGUACAUAAAUGGCUUACUCAUACCAGAAAUAAAUGUUGUAAGGGGACAAACAUAUACAUUUGUUGUUGAAGGUGGCAAUGAUCCAGAAAUACCUGCCAAAUAUCAUCCAUUCUAUAUAACUGAUGAUCCAGUUGGAGGAUUCGGGUACAAAACAAUUGAAGAAAGGGAGAACAUUCAUAUAUUUGCCGGGGUGAGUAUCAGUAAAUCUGGAGAAAUAGUGCCAACAGGAAUUGGUCGAUUAUGCAAUUGGACUCCAGAUUCACAACAACCCUUAGCAGAUGAAUUCGUUUCUUUUGGAGCAUAUCAAAGAACAUUAAGUUUAGCUUGUGAUCAAGGUGAUCCGGGCAUUGUUCAAUGGACUCCUGAUACUAAUACACCAAAUACUGUUUAUUAUCAGUGCUUUACCCAUCGUCACUUGGGUUGGAAGAUAAACGUUUUAGAUUCUUGUAACAAAGAAAAACCUGAACUUACUGCUGUACAAGAAGACCUACAAACAAGAGGAAGUAUUCAGUAUACAACUCGUGUGAAACCUGAUAGUAGUAAUUUCGAAAUUAUCAAAAAUUCAGAAAAUAUUGAUCAUCUAACGUUUAUUCCGGCUGAACUAGAAAACGAUUUAAAAAAAGAUUUUAUAAAACUACAAUACACUAAACCAGAAUAUUCUGUAUCUACUCAAAAUUUUUCUUAUAAUUCGUACCCGAUCUCAAACCAUACUUAUAGUAACACAACAUUUUACGUGCCUCAAUCGCAUUAUGGGAACCCACAACCCUUACAGCCAUCAACAAACAAAUAUAUUAUAAAUGAUAAUACCAAUAGACCUUUACAACAAUUAGGAUCUAUACCUAUGUCAAACUAUUAUAAUCAACAACUAGUACCAAACAUUUAUAACCAACCAAUCCCAGCAGCAGCAUCUCACUUUCAAGCACAAUCCACAAAAAGUUCUAUAAUUAAUGAACACAGACGUCCUAAUAUAAAUUAUCAACAAAUAUUCUUUAAACCUAAUCAAAAUUCUCAAAUUUCUACAAAUUAUGUACCUAAAAUUGAUAGUAGAAAAGUAUCAAGACCAAUGGGGCCAAUACGUUCAGUUAUUUAUAAAAAACCAGUUCAUAGAUUUCCACCAUUAAGUGACAUGAAUCAUCAUGGUUCUAAUACGCUUACACGAGGACAUUUAUCUUAUGUACCAACUUCAAAGCAAUUUCAACAACAGCAACCAUAUGGUCAAUAUGGUUCUUCUAUAUCUCAAACUGUUUCUGUAUCAUAUUCAACGUCCAAAAAUAAUAACAGUCCAUUAUUACAUAAUCAUAAUCAUCAUCAGUACUCCCAUCAACAAACACAACAUCAAAAACCACAUAUACUAAUGAGAAAUGCCCAAGAAUUGAAUGGCGAACAAACAACAAUAAAUAAUAGUGCAUUUGGUAAAACUCGGGGAGGAUUUAAUCCAAACACCGUAAUUGUUGAAGGAGGAUUUAAACCAAUAUUUCCAGAAAAUUCUUCGGCACUAGAUAAAAUAAGUGAAUAUAUCAAUGUCAAAACUACAGAUUUAGAAGGAACUACUAUGAAUGAAUUUGUAGAAGAUUUGCCUGAAAACCACAAAAAAAAGAUAAAAAUUAGUAAAAAGUUACUACCAAAAAAACUUGUUAAAGAAUUUGAUCUCGACAAUGAAACCACAGCUGCUCAUACAAAUAUUACUACUAUUGAAUUCAGCCAUAGAAACUUAUCAAAUGAGCACUUCCAAAAAAUAUAAAUUUAAAAAAUAUUUAAUGUAUUAUCUGUAAGGAUAGUGAAAUAAUUAUCAUUUUUUUUUUUUUUUAAUUUAAAUAAUAUUUUUUAUGGACAUUAUAAGUUUUGCCAUUCAAUAAUCAUGAGUUUAAAAAUUCCAUAUAAUUAAGUAUAUAAUUUUUGUUUUUAACAUUUGUCAAAUAAAAGUUAU
Daktulosphaira vitifoliae (grape phylloxera) is the source of this 3696-nucleotide messenger RNA. RefSeq names its product protein Skeletor, isoforms B/C-like. The transcript is spliced from 14 exons. Lineage: Eukaryota; Metazoa; Arthropoda; Insecta; Hemiptera; Phylloxeridae. The coding region runs from base 85 to 3510 and encodes 1141 amino acids. The record is from RefSeq and is a predicted model, not a curated record.